Messenger RNA from Rhododendron vialii, 1009 nucleotides. RefSeq names its product dynein light chain 1, cytoplasmic-like. Gene Ontology annotation, cellular component: dynein complex. Gene Ontology annotation, biological process: microtubule-based process. Gene Ontology annotation, molecular function: dynein intermediate chain binding; dynein light intermediate chain binding. The coding region runs from base 441 to 725 and encodes 94 amino acids. Lineage: Eukaryota; Viridiplantae; Streptophyta; Magnoliopsida; Ericales; Ericaceae. The record is from RefSeq and is a predicted model, not a curated record. The transcript is spliced from 2 exons.
GUGUAAGAGAGAGAUAGAGCUUCAAGAAUAAGGUUAAAAGUGUCCUUGAAGUGAGGAGAAAAAAGCCAAAAAAGGGACAGGACCAUAAAAAUUGGACUACGUGCCACCGUGACAGUGCUCCAAAUGGUUCCUUAAACAUUUGAGAAUUCUCUAGACUAGAUAUAGUAGGAGUAGAUUCUCCUUUGAUUAAAAAUCUCCUCAGCUUCUGCAAAAGAGACCUUCCCCAGUGGGAAACCUGCAAAAGAGAGAGAAGAAGAUAAGUACUCGUAGAAAUUUGUGGGUUUUGUAGAUAAGUGCUGGUUAUUGGAAAUAGGGAUUUUCCUCAUAGUUCUUGAGAGAGAGAGAGAGAGAGGAUGUUGGAAGGGAAAGCAUUAAUAGAGGACUCGGUUAUUGGAAAUAGGGAUUUUCCUCAUAGUUCUUGAGAGAGAGAGAGAGAGAGGAUGUUGGAAGGGAAAGCAUUAAUAGAGGACUCGGACAUGCCAAAGAAGAUGCAGAUUCAAGCCAUGUCUGCUGCUUCGCAAGCUUUGGAUGUCUAUGAUGUUUUGGACUACAAAUCCAUUGCUUCCCACAUCAAGAAGGAGUUCGACAAGAGAUAUGGGAAUGGAUGGCAAUGUGUGGUUGGAUCCAAUUUCGGAUGUUUCUUCACUCAUACUAAAGGGACUUUCAUCUACUUCACAUUGGAGACUCUCAAUUUCCUCAUCUUCAAAGGGGCUUCUUCCCCAUGAACCAUGUGUUUGGCUGUAGAGAAAGUCCGAGAAACGGAAGCCAGAAAAAGAGAGAGAUCGAGCCCGGAUCGAAUGUGUGGUUUUCCUCUUCUCUUGUUUCUUCUUUUAGCUGUUUGUGAACUAUGGUCGGUAGAAAUGGAGAAGGGCUAGUUUUAGAUUCUCCUCUCCUUCAGGUAAGAACCUUGUAAUGGUUUUUAGUACUAGUUAGUGUGUUGCAAUGCCUCAUUUGUACAUGUUUGUUGGACUAUUUUGCCCAGUCUAAUGUCCUCUACACAUUCCUCUGA